This is a messenger RNA of Sciurus carolinensis (gray squirrel), 6130 nucleotides long. RefSeq names its product tankyrase 2 (gene Tnks2). The record is from RefSeq and is a predicted model, not a curated record. Gene Ontology annotation, molecular function: protein binding; NAD+ poly-ADP-ribosyltransferase activity. Lineage: Eukaryota; Metazoa; Chordata; Mammalia; Rodentia; Sciuridae. Bases 290 to 3850 code for a protein of 1186 amino acids. The transcript has 28 exons.
CAGCGAGCUGGCAGGAGGGGCUUUGCCAGCUUCCGCCGCCGCGUCGCUUCAGGACCCGGACGGCUGGUUCUCGCUGCUGCCGCUGCCGCGGGGCAGCCGAGGAACACCGACCGGAGCGAGGGGCGCGCGGCGGCGCGGCCAUGGUACUGCGCCGAGUCCGGUGACAGUAGGGAGCCCAGCGGCCCGGGCCCUGAGCGCGUCUCCUCCAGGGGGCCUCGCCCUCCUGCUCGCGGGUCCGGGGCUCCUGCUGCCGUUGCUAGCGCUGCUGCUGGCGGCGGUGGCCAGGAUCAUGUCGGGCCGCCGCUGCGCCGGCGGGGGUGCGGCCUGCGCGAGCGCGGUAGCCGAGGCCGUGGAGCCGGCCGCUCGCGAGCUUUUCGAAGCGUGCCGCAAUGGGGACGUGGAGCGAGUCAAGAGGCUGGUGACGCCCGAGAAGGUGAACAGCCGUGACACGGCGGGCAGGAAGUCCACCCCGCUCCACUUCGCCGCAGGCUUUGGGCGGAAAGAUGUAGUUGAGUAUUUGCUUCAGAAUGGUGCAAAUGUUCAAGCACGUGAUGAUGGUGGGCUUAUUCCUCUUCAUAAUGCAUGUUCUUUUGGUCAUGCUGAAGUAGUCAAUCUCCUUUUGCAACAUGGUGCUGAUCCAAAUGCUCGAGAUAAUUGGAAUUAUACCCCUCUCCAUGAAGCUGCAAUUAAAGGAAAGAUCGAUGUUUGCAUUGUGCUCUUACAACAUGGAGCUGAGCCAACCAUCCGAAACACAGAUGGAAGGACAGCAUUGGAUUUAGCAGACCCGUCUGCAAAAGCAGUGCUGACUGGUGAAUAUAAGAAAGAUGAACUUUUGGAAAGUGCAAGGAGUGGCAAUGAAGAAAAAAUGAUGUCUCUUCUUACACCAUUAAAUGUCAACUGUCAUGCAAGUGAUGGCAGAAAGUCAACUCCACUGCAUUUGGCAGCAGGAUACAACAGAGUAAAGAUUGUACAACUAUUAUUGCAACAUGGAGCUGAUGUUCAUGCUAAAGAUAAAGGUGAUCUGGUGCCGUUACACAAUGCCUGUUCUUAUGGUCAUUAUGAAGUAACUGAACUUCUGGUCAAGCAUGGUGCCUGUGUGAAUGCAAUGGACUUGUGGCAGUUCACUCCUCUUCAUGAGGCAGCUUCCAAGAAUAGGGUUGAAGUGUGUUCUCUACUCCUAAGUUACGGUGCAGAUCCAACACUACUGAAUUGUCACAAUAAAAGUGCUAUUGACUUGGCUCCCACACCGCAGUUAAAAGAAAGAUUAUCAUAUGAAUUUAAAGGCCACUCAUUGCUGCAGGCUGCUCGAGAAGCUGAUGUUACACGAAUCAAAAAACAUCUGUCUCUGGAAAUGGUGAAUUUCAAGCAUCCUCAGACACAUGAAACAGCAUUGCAUUGUGCUGCUGCAUCUCCAUAUCCCAAAAGAAAGCAAAUAUGUGAACUGUUGCUAAGAAAAGGAGCAAACAUCAAUGAAAAGACUAAAGAAUUCUUGACUCCUCUGCACGUGGCAUCUGAAAAAGCUCAUAAUGAUGUUGUCGAAGUAGUGGUGAAACAUGAAGCAAAGGUUAAUGCUCUCGAUAAUCUUGGUCAGACGUCUCUGCACAGAGCUGCACAUUGUGGCCAUCUACAAACUUGCCGCUUACUUCUAAGCUAUGGAUGUGAUCCUAACAUCAUAUCCCUUCAGGGAUUUACUGCCUUGCAGAUGGGAAAUGAAAAUGUACAGCAGCUGCUUCAAGAGGGUAUCCCAUUAGGGAAUUCAGAGGCAGACAGACAGUUGCUGGAAGCUGCAAAGGCUGGAGAUGUGGAAACUGUAAAAGUGGCUCUGUAUGAAUCUCUGGAACAAGAACAUCUGCGUAUUGAACUCUCGUGUCCUCAGAAACUGUGUACUGUUCAGAGUGUCAACUGCAGAGAUAUUGAAGGACGUCAGUCUACACCGCUCCAUUUUGCAGCGGGGUAUAACAGGGUGUCUGUGGUGGAAUAUCUGCUUCAGCAUGGAGCAGAUGUGCAUGCUAAAGAUAAAGGGGGCCUUGUACCUUUGCACAAUGCGUGUUCUUACGGACAUUAUGAAGUUGCAGAACUUCUUGUUAAGCAUGGAGCAGUAGUUAACGUAGCUGAUUUAUGGAAAUUUACACCUUUACAUGAAGCUGCAGCAAAAGGAAAAUAUGAAAUUUGCAAACUUCUGCUCCAGCAUGGAGCAGACCCUACAAAGAAAAAUAGGGAUGGGAAUACUCCUUUAGAUCUUGUUAAAGAUGGAGAUACAGAUAUUCAAGAUCUGCUUCGAGGAGAUGCAGCUUUGCUUGAUGCUGCCAAAAAAGGCUGUUUAGCCAGAGUGAAGAAGUUGUCUUCUCCUGAUAAUGUAAAUUGCCGUGAUACCCAAGGCCGACAUUCUACACCCCUACAUUUAGCAGCUGGUUAUAAUAAUUUAGAAGUUGCAGAGUAUUUAUUACAACAUGGAGCUGAUGUGAAUGCCCAAGACAAAGGAGGACUUAUUCCCUUACAUAAUGCAGCGUCUUAUGGGCAUGUAGAUGUAGCAGCUUUAUUAAUAAAGUAUAAUGCAUGUGUCAAUGCCACGGACAAAUGGGCUUUCACACCUUUGCAUGAAGCAGCCCAAAAGGGACGAACACAGCUUUGUGCUUUAUUGUUGGCCCAUGGAGCUGAUCCUACUCUUAAAAAUCAGGAAGGACAAACACCUUUAGAUUUAGUUUCAGCAGAUGAUGUUAGUGCUCUCCUUACAGCAGCCAUGCCCCCUUCUGCUCUACCCUCAUGUUAUAAACCUCAAGUGCUUAAUGGCGUGAGAAGCCCAGGAACCACCACAGAUGCUCUGUCUUCAGGUCCGUCCAGCCCAUCAAGCCUUUCUGCAGCCAGCAGUCUUGACAACUUAUCUGGGAGUUUUUCUGAACUGUCUUCAGUAGUUAGUUCAAGUGGAACAGAGGGUGCUUCCAGUUUGGAGAGAAAGGAAGUUCCAGGAGUAGAUUUUAGCAUAACUCAAUUUGUAAGGAAUCUUGGACUUGAGCACCUAAUGGAUAUAUUUGAGAGAGAACAGAUCACUUUGGAUGUGUUGGUUGACAUGGGGCACAAGGAGCUAAAGGAGAUUGGAAUCAACGCUUAUGGACAUAGACACAAACUAAUUAAAGGAGUUGAAAGACUUAUCUCUGGACAACAAGGUCUUAACCCAUAUUUAACUUUGAACAACUCUGGUAGUGGAACAAUUCUCAUAGAUCUGUCUCCUGAUGAUAAAGAGUUUCAGUCUGUGGAGGAAGAGAUGCAAAGUACAGUCCGAGAGCACAGAGACGGAGGUCAUGCAGGUGGCAUCUUCAACAGAUACAAUAUUCUCAAGAUUCAAAAGGUUUGUAACAAGAAACUAUGGGAACGAUAUACUCACCGGAGAAAAGAAGUUUCUGAAGAAAACCACAACCACGCAAAUGAAAGAAUGCUAUUUCAUGGGUCUCCCUUUGUGAAUGCAAUUAUCCAUAAAGGUUUUGAUGAAAGGCAUGCAUAUAUAGGUGGCAUGUUUGGAGCUGGGAUUUAUUUUGCUGAAAACUCUUCCAAAAGCAAUCAGUAUGUAUAUGGAAUUGGAGGAGGUACUGGAUGUCCAGUUCACAAAGAUAGAUCUUGUUACAUUUGCCACAGGCAGCUGCUCUUUUGCCGGGUAACCUUAGGAAAGUCUUUCCUGCAGUUCAGUGCAAUGAAAAUGGCACAUUCUCCCCCAGGUCAUCAUUCAGUCACUGGUCGGCCCAGUGUAAAUGGCCUAGCAUUAGCUGAGUAUGUCAUUUAUAGAGGAGAACAGGCUUAUCCUGAAUAUUUAAUUACCUACCAGAUUGUGAGGCCUGAAGGUAUGGUUGAUGGAUAAAUAGUUGUUUGGGGAAGGAAACUAAUUCCACUAAACCUAAAAUCACUGAAGCAGCUGGUGACCUCUAAGCUUUUCUCCUUUGCUGAAAAAAUUCAUCUUGCUUCCAGGCCUAUGGCAAAAGGAUAAAAAAUGUGAAAGAAGUUUAACAUUCUGACUUGAUAAAGCUUUAAUAAUGUACAGUGUUUUCUAAAUAUUUCCUGUUUUUCAGCACUUUAACAGAUGCCAUUCCAGGUUAAACUGGGUUUGUCUGUACUGAAUUAUAAACAGUUAACUUGAACCUUUUAUACGUUAUGCAUUGAUUUUAACAGAAACUGUAAUGCCCUCAACAGAACUCAUUUUACUAAUACAGUACUGUGUUCUUUAAAACACAGCAUUUACACUGAAUACAAUUUCAUUUGUAAAACUGUAAAUAAGAGCUUUUGUACUAGCCCAAUAUUUAUUUACAUUGCUUUGUAAUAUAAAUCUACUGUUUUAGAACUACAGCGGUUUACAAAAUUUUUCAUAUGUAUUGCUCAUCUGUACUUCAUCUUGCAUUAAUACUGAUCAAGUGAUCUUUAUGUUUGAUUCCAGAGGCUGUGUUGAGUUGUUAAAAGAAACGUAGUUGGGAAAGAUUAAUUUAUCAGAUUUAAUUUGGUGAUGAAAGCAUUUCUCUCUCAGUAGAAAUCUUUCUCUUUAAGAACAUUAUGAAUACUCUGGGGAUUUUAUUUGUGAUGCCUUUGUAUGUGUAAGACACACAUUCCAAAGAGCUCUUAACUAUCUUAGGUCCUGAUUAUUAAAGAAGCUUCUUUUCUGGCCUCAAACUCUAGGUUUUACUUAGGUAAUUUUUCUAAUGUCAUUCUGUGACAAUUAGAGCAAGUGCUCCUGUUUUUUUUAUAGAGGUUAAAUCUUGCUUUUGAACAAUUAUGGUAUUCUUUUUCUUGGAAUGUAAAUAAGAAAUUAAAUUUCAGAGUUGGGAAAAGUAAUCCUGGAUAAUUGCCCAGUUGGUUCUAAUUACCUUAAAUCUAAAGGGAGGGGGGAUAGCAAAUAGGAGUGGGUAGUUUUUUAUCCUACGUGUUGUUUGUUUGUUUUCUGUUCUUUUUUUCUUGAUCUUAUUAUAUUUAUAGCCAAUCUAUACAUCAUGGGUAAACUGAACCCAGAACCAUGAAUGUAGGUGUCUCAGUCUUUCCUUGGCCCCUGAAUGGGCAAGUGCAGUGAGACAGGUACUUUCUGAUCCUGGGUUGCCUCUCCAUGAUGCAGUGCUUAAUUGGAAAUAUGCUUUCCUUUGUGCACCUUCAGGUGACCAAACUUGUGUCCAGUUUGGCAGCUGUGGAGGGAAUUGCUAUCCCAUAAAAUGCCAUUCCUGUUUUCUGAAGUAAAACUAUGUUUUCUACAAAUUACACUUGGGCAUCCUGGUAUACAUGCAUUAUGGCUUGGCAUUCUAUUUUACCUAUUCACUCUAGCUGCCUCAGAAGUCAAGGAAAGAUUUUUAUCCACUUAAAUCUUUAUAAGCGUUCCACUUCACUCUCUGUAUCAAUUCACUUUUGUUUGACAUUUUAUUCAGUCUUUAAAUUAAUUGGCCUUUACAGUAACCUGUAUAUAAAGUGCUAGAGAGUCAUGUUUCUUGUUCUGAAUGAGAGUCAAAGUAAUUACAUUUGUGGAAUUGUUUCUGUGAUAUAAAUUGUGAUCAUUAUUUAAGAGGUCAAAUCCUGACCUUGAAAUACUUUUAUACAGCUCUCUACUGAUUGCAAAUAUGAUCCUAAAGUCAUUUCUAAAAUACAAAUGAAGUAUGCCAAAUUUUAUACACAUUUUUCAGGUUCUCUAGACCUCUAGGUUUUAUAAUUAGAAAAUAAUGAGAUGAAUUAAUGGAUUUAUAUUUACAUACCUUUCCUCUCAACAUUUAGCCCAUAUCACUCACUCACCCUGUGAGUAAAUUUGGAUUUGUUUGUCAUGUAAACCAUUGUGGUCUAUGAGUUUACAAUAUUGUGAACUGUGUUAUUUCAUCUAAUCCAUUACUUAGUGUGUUUUUCCAUGAGCGAUUAUAUUGUGGUUAAUAUGUUAGCAUGGCAAUAUUUUCAGGUAGCUUUUUGAUUAUUGGGAGAUUGGGAUUUGGGGUUUUUUAGUGCUUUGCAUGAAAUACCUUACUUUUAAAAUGAUGGAAUUGCUUUUUCUUUUUCCUUGUGAUUUUUUUUAAGUGAAAUUUAAUUUUUUGUGUGAGUAGUAAUAUUGUACCCAUCUUGAGUGUCUUGUACUGUAUCACAUUCCAUACCCUUCAUUUAAUUCUUAAUAAACUGUUCACUUGUU